Trichoderma gamsii is the source of this 675-nucleotide messenger RNA. RefSeq lists its product as hypothetical. NCBI's taxonomy places the organism in Eukaryota, Fungi, Ascomycota, Sordariomycetes, Hypocreales, Hypocreaceae. The record is from RefSeq and is a predicted model, not a curated record. The transcript has 3 exons. Bases 1 to 675 code for a protein of 224 amino acids.
AUGGCCGAACUCCCUUCAAACGUCCACGUCUCUCAGCAUCCCAGCUUGCUGGCCAAGCUCAGCCAACUGCGAUCCAAAAGCGCCAGCCCGCGCGAUGUCAAGUCCUUGGUCCACGAGAUCGCAUUAAUCCUCUCCUGCGAGGCCGUCAGCUCCGCCAUAAAACCAGCCAGCGGUCCAAAGGACCAAACUCCCCUGGGCUUCGAAUACACAACCGUCGUUGCUGAACCGAGCAAUAUCUGCAUCGUUCCAAUCCUGCGAUCCGGUCUCGGCAUGGUCGAAGCCGUACAAACCAUGCUUCCUGCUUCAGUACCGGUCCACCACCUCGGCAUGUACCGCGAGCCCUCAACACUCGAUCCCGUCGAAUACUACAACAACCUCCCCCACCAUCCCUCCGGCCCCGACAGCGGCAGAGUCGCCAUCAUCGUCGACCCCGUCAUCGCUACUGGCGGUACAUGCGCCGCCGCCAUCCAAACGCUGCGUGAAUGGGGCGCUAAAAAGGUUAUUGUUUUGUCAGUCUUGGGUGCUCAGGAGGGUGUUCAGAAGGCUGCUGCCGAGUGGCCCGAGAGUACGGAGAUUUGGAUCGCAGGCGUGGACAAGGAGCUGACGAAUGGCGGCAUGAUUAAGCCUGGUCUGGGCGAUGUUGGAGACCGUCUGUUUUUGACGAUUGGCAAAUAG